Messenger RNA from Trichosurus vulpecula (common brushtail), 1149 nucleotides. It is a transcript of the gene GALR3, whose product is annotated as galanin receptor 3. The record is from RefSeq and is a predicted model, not a curated record. The transcript has 2 exons. Gene Ontology annotation, cellular component: membrane. Gene Ontology annotation, biological process: adenylate cyclase-modulating G protein-coupled receptor signaling pathway; neuropeptide signaling pathway; negative regulation of adenylate cyclase activity. Bases 1 to 1149 code for a protein of 382 amino acids. Gene Ontology annotation, molecular function: galanin receptor activity. NCBI's taxonomy places the organism in Eukaryota, Metazoa, Chordata, Mammalia, Diprotodontia, Phalangeridae.
AUGCCCGACACGUGGAACGUGUCCUCAGAAGGCCGGGGCACCCAAGGGGCAGUGGGCAUUGUGGUCCCCGUCGUCUUCGCCCUCAUCUUCCUCCUGGGCACGGUCGGCAAUGGGCUGGUGCUGACCGGGCUGCUGAGACCCGGGCGGUCCAAGGGCAGCCCCACCGACUUGUUCAUCCUCAACCUGGCCGUGGCUGACCUUUGCUUCCUCCUGUGCUGCGUGCCUUUCCAGGCCGUCAUCUACACCCUGGACAGCUGGCCCUUUGGGACCUUUGCCUGCAAAGCUGUGCACCUCCUCAUCUAUCUCACCAUGUACGCCAGCAGCUUCACGUUGGCUGCUGUCUCCGUGGACAGGUACCUGGCUAUCCGUCAUCCUCUGCGCUCCCGAUCCCUCCGAACGGCUCAGAAUGCCUGGGUGACCAUUGGCCUGAUUUGGCUUCUGGCCCUCCUCUUUUCAGGGCCUUACUUCAGUUAUUACUGGACAGUACAGUAUGGACGGCUGGUGCUGUGUGUGCCAGGCUGGGAGGACAAGAGUCGCCGGGCCUUGGACCUGGUGACCUUUGCUGUGGGAUACCUGCUGCCUGUGGCCGUGGUCAGCCUGGCCUAUGCCCGCACCCUCUGCUUCCUCUGGGCAGCUGUGGACCCCAGGAACCCAGCCUUGCAAGCACGCCGCCAGGCCAAAGCUCGGGCAGGCCGCAUCAUGUUGGCAGUGGCUGCCCUCUUUGGCCUCUGCUGGCUGCCCCACCAUGUAGUCAUCCUGUAUUUCUGGUUUGGCCACUUCCCCUUCAACUGGGCCACCUACGCCUGUCGCCUGGCAUCCCACUGCCUCUCCUAUGCCAAUUCCUGCCUUAACCCCCUCGUCUACGCCCUGGCCUCCAAGCACUUCCGGAAGCGCUUCCGCCACCUCUGCCCUUCCUGCUGCCACAGCCACCACCACCAAUGCCUCCCAGCCCAAGGAUCUGGUCCCCCGAAGGGGGCCAGGGCACACCGUCGGGUCCAGGCAGCAUCCUUCAGGCUAGCUCCCCUCCGCAGGAAGGACAUGUGCUCAGGGGUCCCCCAGCCCCAGGAGGAGGGGACCCAACCCCGCCACAUAGGAGGGCAGUCCCCCAUGGAGGGGAAAGAGAGGGUCCUGCUUCCUGGAGUCUGCUAG